Molecule: messenger RNA, 3381 nt
Organism: Rhagoletis zephyria (snowberry fruit fly)
Lineage: Eukaryota; Metazoa; Arthropoda; Insecta; Diptera; Tephritidae
Product: protein lava lamp-like
Biological process (GO): mitotic chromosome condensation
Cellular component (GO): chromatin; condensed chromosome; condensin complex
Molecular function (GO): chromatin binding
Source: RefSeq, a predicted model, not a curated record
CAGUGUUGCAGCAACGGGACGACGAGUUGGAGCAGUUGCGGCGCGCACUGGUUGACGAAAAGACGCUGAAGGAGCGCACCUCAGCGCUAGAGAGUCAAAUUAUACCAGACUCAUUAGCGAACUUACAGUUGGAUGGCGUGCCGAAUCCAGUGCCCACACUGGAUAUGUUCUUCGGUGGUGUUGGCGGCGCUGGAACUGAUUUCGAGACUCUAAUCAUACCACCCGUAUCUAACGAGCCUGUAGUAGAAGCGCCAAUUAUGCCCGAAAAAGCGUAUAUUUGUCAACCACAAGGCGAGCAGACUGUACACCGGGAAGCAAAAACGCCUGCAUUUGAUCUGGAUGCCGAUUGGGGUGACGCGUGGGGUGCGCAAGAAGCUGCUGCUGAAGCGGAACACUUCUCCAAGACAACGGCUGCCAGUUUAGGCGCAGCUGUGUCUUUAGUGCCGCGCGAACAACAACUGGAACUACAAUUGGCCGAGCAGGCGGAGCGCAUUGCUGAACUGCAGUUAUCGGUCGAGCGUUGCGAGCAACAAAAGCAAGAGUUACAGGUGAAAUCCGGCAAGCUAAUGAAGAAACUCAAGGAGUAUAAGACAAAGAUCGAUGAGUUGCAGAGCAGCGCGACAAAUGCGUCAGCUUCAUUCUUCGACUUGGACGCUGCCAUACAGGAUGAACUCAAGGCGCAAAUUAAGCAAUUAGAGGAGCGCUUGGAGGAAGAGCGCAAACAGCAUGAAUUGCAUGGGGUUGAGAAAGAGAAAUUGCUAAAGCGCAUCGAUGUACUGACGGCUGGCAGCGAACGCAUGGCCGAAAUGAAGGAGCGCCAAGAUAUGGAAGUGCAAAUGUAUCAGGCGAGAAUACAGGAACUGCAGGCGAAGGUGAAUAGGUUGGAAGAUUGGGGACCAGAUGCGGAGCCAAGUGCAGGAGCAGCAGAAGAAGCAACGUCGCAGCAACAGGCAGAAGCACUGUCGACUGCAAGUGUUGCCAACAACAUUCAGGUCCAGCUCUCGGCGCUUCCACCCAGCUGGGAAACAGAGAGGCAACAGCUCAACCAAACUAUCGCUGAACUUACUGCAGAAAUACAAGACAUCAAUGUGGACCGUCAAGAACUGCAAGCGCUACUGGAAGAUGAAAAAGCGAAUGCACUGCGCGCAGAGGCAGCUAAGAAGGUACUACAGCAGCAGCUAUCCGCUCGCGAUAGCGAAUCAGUGGCAAAUGCAAGCGCAGAGAAGACGAAAUACAACGACCUUAAGGCGGAGCAUCAGCAGUUGCAAGAAAAGUAUAACACUUUGCAUGCAGCCUACGAAGAGCAAACUGGGGAGUUGAAUCGCUUGAAGGUGCGCGAAGAGCAACUCAGUGCUGCCUUACAGGAGGCAGAGCGCAACUUGGCAUUGAGCCAAGCGUCGAGUGCACGAGAGGAACAACUGAAAGCAGAGCUGUCUAAGACCGAAAGCAAUUUAUCACAGGCAAAUGCUGCGCUGACACGGCUUGAAGCCGAUCUCGAUGCAGUUCAGACGCAGCUGCUGGAAUUACAAACGAGAAACGCCGAGCUAUUGCAAGCAAACGAAGAGCUGCAAAAUGCUAACGCAGCGACGGCUGUCACAGUAAAUGCAGAACUCCUCAGCAAUGAGAAUGCUCAACUGCAUGCACAAAACGAAGCCUUAGAGCAGCGCGUUAAACAGCUCGAGGAAGUUGCUGCGCACCAAGCGUUGAACUCAGCCCCAACAACUAGCUUCAACACAGCGCCAGCCAGCAGCGUCAACGUUGAUGAACUCAAUGCGCAAUUACAAGAGAAGGAAUCCGAAAUAAUGCAUUUAAAGCAGCGCAUUGAAGACUUGAUGCGCGAAGACCAAACCGAGAAGCUUGUGCUGGAGAUAUUAACAAAGAACCAGGAGAUACACAUGCUGAAGAUGCAAGUGAAAAAUCUGGAGGAUGACAAGCAAGAGCUGGCGCACAACCUCUCCGUGCAGAUUACAAGCGAGAUGCAAGCUGGCAAAGGUGACGUCGAUAGCGAGAAUACGAAGUUGCGCGAGCAAAUACAGCAACUGGAACUGCAGCUGGUAGCACUGCAGAGCGAAAAGCGCGACAUGGAGGAGGAACUAAAGGUGCUGAACAACCACGUGCUGAGCAGUCUAGAGAACGAGGACAAGCUUAAAGCGGCGGCAUUGCAACUGGAUACGCAAAACAUUGAAAUUGCCGAACUGCGACGCACAAUCGAAGCACUCAGGGCUAACGGCAGCCCUCCGGUGGCUGAAGAUGGCACACAGCCAGUGGACUACGCCGCUUUGAAUGCCCAGUGGGAGGCGAUUGUCGACCAGAAAUGUGGUGAAAUCGCUAAGAUGUGGCGUGAUCAUUUAGAGCAACGCGAGGCCGAAUUCAAAUUGGCCGAGUCGCGCUUGCGCGAGGAGUUGGCCGCCCAGCGUCAAGCGCAGUCGCACGACCAAGGUACGCAACAUGUCGUUUCCGCUGAAACUACGGCCACAUCAACCCCCGGCUCGGUAUCAACGACGCAGUCGGGCACCUCGUCGGGCGCCGCCUCCAAGGAUGGUACACCAUUGCGUCACCGCAUCAUCAACGAGGAGCACGAAGCCGAUGCUGAUGCCAUCAUUGAGAAGAUGCAAGCGGCGCUGGAAAGCCAGGAAAUGGAGAUUGUCACUCUGAAGGAACAGUUGGCAAUACGCUCAGCAGAAUAUGCGCGCUUGGCGGCGCAAUACGAUCCAUUCAAAUUACAGAACACUUCGUCCCACAGCGGCAUUAGCGGUGGCGCAACAGGUGAGCAGCGCAGAGGCGCGGCGGUAAGUGGUAAUGAUGCCUCGCUCGUGCCGAAAUCGGAACUAGAUUUCGCGUUAUAUAUGCUGCAUCAACGCGACAUGCGUUGCGAGGAAAUGACGUUGGAAUUGGUAUCGUUGCUGGAGGAGCGCGACACCUUGCAGCUGAAACUGUCGAAUACGCUGCGGCAGGUGGAAGCCCACAAAACGGCUACAAAUUACGUAGAACCUUCUAAUACGUCAACAGACAGCGCUGCGCUUGCGUCACCAACGACGGCGCCUGCCAGCCAGACGCAGCGUACAGUGGUUAGCCCAACUGCUGCUGGUUGUGACUCAGCCGAUGAAUUGAGCCAAAAAUUGUCUCAGCUGCAAACUGUCAAUCAUUCCAAGGACAAGGUGAUUAAAGAGGAACGCGAUCAACGCAUACGACAAAUGGAAAAGAUACAACAGGAUGUGGCCAAAAUGCCGCCUGCUGCUGUCUCUGAAUUAGUUGGCACGGACGCAGCUCAAACUGGCCAAUCACCAUCAUCUGUGCUACUAAACUGGCUGUGGGGCAAUAAGCCAGAUGCUGGCAAUUCAGCGCCACAUUAAAGCAAUAAAUCUACAACAACAAUAUCGA